UCUAAAAUCAGCAUAACCUAAAAAUAUUUAAUCAAGAAAAAUCAUGAAUAUAUCAUUAAAAUAUUUAAAUAAGCAAGUAUUUCCACUUCAAUUAUAUUCUCGAUUCGCAAGCAGAAACGCGUAUAAUUGGAAAAAUGAAGGCGUGCAAUACUCCGGGUUUAAAUAUUACCCAAAAAACAGCGACUUUAAAGAUGAAGAAUACGCUCCAUCUAAAUUAUUCAAGAUAAAACGUAUUACAACUUUAAAAGGGAUACCUCAUUUUGAGAAGAAAAUUUUAACCGAGUUUAAAUUAGAUGGAAAGCAAAGUGAUAUAGCAAUCGUAAAAAAUACCCCAGAAAAUAAUAGCCGUUUAUGGAAAAUUAAGCAUUUAAUCCAAAUAGUACCUAUAACUUUUCCGAAUGGUUUUCCAAUAGAUUCAAAGGGAACGUUUUUAAAAGAAAAUGGCGAGUUGAUUGUCACCAAGGUGGUUGGCGAAGAAAACAAACUUAUAGCUUGUGAAUCUUUUGUGAAAGAUGUUAAAAAAUUAGAUGGGGAUACAUUACGAAGGGAAUUAAGACGACGGUGGUUAAGUGGGUGGUAAAAACACGUCAUAAAUUUUUUUAUUUUAUAAUUAAACUCAAAACAUAAAUACAUCUACUCUGAUUUAAAUA
This is a messenger RNA of Onthophagus taurus, 650 nucleotides long. RefSeq names its product mitochondrial ribosomal protein L30. Gene Ontology annotation, cellular component: mitochondrion; large ribosomal subunit. Gene Ontology annotation, biological process: translation. Gene Ontology annotation, molecular function: structural constituent of ribosome. Lineage: Eukaryota; Metazoa; Arthropoda; Insecta; Coleoptera; Scarabaeidae. The record is from RefSeq and is a predicted model, not a curated record.